Neoarthrinium moseri is the source of this 1116-nucleotide messenger RNA. RefSeq lists its product as uncharacterized. The coding region runs from base 1 to 1116 and encodes 371 amino acids. The transcript has a single exon. NCBI's taxonomy places the organism in Eukaryota, Fungi, Ascomycota, Sordariomycetes, Amphisphaeriales, Apiosporaceae. Gene Ontology annotation, molecular function: hydrolase activity. The record is from RefSeq and is a predicted model, not a curated record.
AUGGCGAGCCGAAACCAACAUCCCGUGGUAUCGUAUCAACCACUGAGACUUUUAUUCCAGCUAUCGUAUCUCUUCACCAUUAUCCCACGCCUACCCUACUACAUUGCCGUGGCCUUGAUUCCGUUGUGGAGGCCACAUCCGACAUGGACACCUAAACAGGCCUUCAUGACCCGCCUGACCUACCCGAUAUUGGAUAUCAUAUCUCGAGUUGGAAUCACAGAAACGCUGACAUUGCAAGCGGGCAAAGAAGGUGAGCGGUUCCAAGUUGUAAAGCCGUCUAUUUUGGACGUUUACAAGGGGCCGCUGGCGAAUAAAACCACCAAACCCGCAACGAUUGGGGGUACAUGGUUCCCAACAGUUCCCGGUGCCGAUAUCAUUUCCAAAACCGUCGUGCUCUACCUCCACGGGGGAGCCUUCGUACAAGGCGAUGGUCGGGACGCGCAAUGCGGUUCCAUCGCUGAAAAGUUGCUCAGGAAGGGCGGCGCGAAUGCUGUCUUUUCUGUGCAAUACCGCCUUUCUGGAUAUAACGGCCUGAAUCCGUUUCCGGCCGCCUUGCAAGACGCGCUAUCCAGCUACCUGUACCUGCUGAAUGACCUGCACGUGCCUGCAUCGCAAAUUGUUCUGGCCGGUGAUAGCGCCGGCGGCAACCUGGCGACAGCGUUUCUGCGGUACCUUCACGAGUUUGGGAACGGGAUCAAAGUGCCCCCACCCAAGUGCGCCGUGUUACUCUCUUCGUGGGUUGCACCCUAUGAAUACCAAACGACAGGCAACCCACACCGUGGGACCGAUUUCAUCCCGUCGUCAUACCCCAAAUGGGGGGCGCACGCGUAUGGGGACGGCCUACCGAACGCUGCAUCGGACCCGUACAUCACGCCACUGGGGAAUCCGUUCCGCACGCCCGUGCCCAUAUUCUCCAAUGCCGGCGCGGCUGAGUUGUUCUAUGAGCGCAUCGUCCGAUGGGGCGAUGAGAUGCGCGGGAUCGAGGGGAAUGUGGUGGAGACGAACUUGGAGCCAGCCGCAGUCCACGACACCUUUUUUGUAGCCGAUGCGCUGGGUUUCGAGAAGAGCGCCUGGGACGUUGCGGCCAAGAUCGGGGAGUUCGUGCGAAAAUUCUAG